AUGUCCUACAACACGGAGGCUCUGGAGCGCGGACGGGCGUUUUUCAACCGCAUGAAGCACCAAAUGACCAUUCAAACAGAUACCACCGACAAGGAAGAGUCGACCCAGCUUCAAGAUUCGCUAGUCAAGUACUACAUGACCAGGAACAAGACCAUUCCAGAGUGGUUGGAGACCGAGGAGACCCGACAGAGUCUCGAACGACUUAAGAUCAAAGAUGCCUCCACUGCGGCCUCUACCAAUCUCGUGACUCCGACAGCCCCCAUCCAGAUCAAAACUCCGGCCUCCAAUGUGCCUGAAUUGACCCAUAGGGGCCGAUCUCCCAGUCCCACCAGUCCUCAGACUCCCACUUCUCCUGCUUUCACCAACCAACGGCCUCCCCUCAAGUCCAGACCGUCUCAGCUGCAGGAUAUCUACGCCCGAAGAGGCUCCAGUGCCGACGUAAGCCGCCAGAACUCUGUCACGGGCUUUGAAAAAUACGGACGACCCAACGGUUACCAGGAAGUCCGAAACGCCAGGGUCCCACCUCCCUUGAACCAGGAAUCGACAGACAGAAUGAGAGAAAAGCUUCGAAACCUCUCGAGAAGCAAUUCUGUCCAAUGCCAUUAG
Molecule: messenger RNA, 606 nt
Organism: Yarrowia lipolytica CLIB122
Lineage: Eukaryota; Fungi; Ascomycota; Dipodascomycetes; Dipodascales
Source: RefSeq, a predicted model, not a curated record